Ogataea philodendri is the source of this 243-nucleotide messenger RNA. RefSeq lists its product as uncharacterized. NCBI's taxonomy places the organism in Eukaryota, Fungi, Ascomycota, Pichiomycetes, Pichiales, Pichiaceae. The transcript has a single exon. The record is from RefSeq and is a predicted model, not a curated record. The coding region runs from base 1 to 243 and encodes 80 amino acids.
AUGUCCUUCAAGAAAUCAAGCAAUGCCUCCAAAGAACCCAAUGUAGAAGCCUGGACAGUAACACCUCUUCCGGAAGAGUCCACAGAGUCCAGCAAACCAGUCAAGUCGUCCAUCACCUCGUCCAUCAAUUCGUCCUCGUCGUCGUCCUCGCCAACGACCAGCAAUCUGGAACCUGCAACGGCCUUUUCCAGAUCGUUGGCUGCAAUCUUGACACCCAAAGCUGCCUUGACUUCCUUCAAGUGA